AUGCGACAAACUCGGGUUUCCGUUUUCUCCGUUCCUACAGGGAAGGAGGUGACUGCUGUGGCGUGUGACGCACAGUGGACUGCAGGCAUCAACCCCUCCUCUGUUUCUCUCGUUUUCACGCCUCUCCCUCCUCUUCUUUCCCCUCGUCCCACGAUUCCCCUGCAGGGAGCCCAUAAGGUGGCAGCUGUGGAGGAGGUAGGGGAGGAGGUGACUGCUGUGGCAUGUGGCGCGCAGGAACCUAUAAAGGUAGCAGCCUUAGAGGAGGCAGGGGAGGAGGUGACUGCUGUGGCAUGUGGCGCGCAGUACACGUGGGGAGGGGGGUUACUGGGGCAGCUGGGGCACCGAACGCUGCAUGCCAGAGGGAUGUUUGGAGGGGGGUUUGGAGCAGGGACGCAUGGGGGAGGUGGGUGCUCGUCGCUGGAUUUUAUGACAGGGCUGGUGCAGCGCCAGCCACUGCUGCUCAUGCCCAAGGGAGUGCGGCUGAUGACAUGGGGGCAUGUGAGAGGGUGUGAUAAGGGCGCAUGGGGGCGUGUUGGGGUGCACGUGGGCGCAUGGGGGUGGGUGCUCGUCGCUGGGUUUUGUGAGAGGGCUGGUGCAGCGCCAGCCACUGCUGCUCAUGCCCAAGGGAGUGCGGCUGGUGACCUGUGGGCAGGAGCGGCUGCCCUUGCCACCUCUUGGCAUGCCCGUUCUCCUCCCGUGCCCUUCCGCUCCCCCAUGCCCUCUCUGUCACGUCUCUUCUCCCCCCCGUGCCCCUUGUGUCCUUGCACCCCCCUCGCCCUUGUGCACCCCCCGGCUCCCCUCUCCCCCCCGCGCUCCCCUCUCUGCCCCGGUGCCUGCUGUGAUCCCAGGACCACGCUAGUGGCCAUGGCAGACGAUCAGAUACUAGGUGCCCUCGCACCCCUUGUUUCCCUGCCUCCCUCUUCCCAACCCUCCCCCCUCUCACCCCCCCACCCGUGCCCCCCUCCUCCUCACCGCCCCCUCCGCUCUUCCCCCGUCACCAUCUCGUCUCCCCGCAGCACCCAGCGCGAGCCCCUGACGUGCAAGCAGGAGCUGGAGCAGCUGCGCCAAUGGCACGCCGCCACGUUUCACAUGCCAGCUGGCGUGCACGGGGAGAAUCCAGCUGGCAGGGGCGCGGGCGAUGACACGAGCAUACAGAAUGACAUGGGCGGCAUGGGGGGCAUGGGUGGAAUGGGUGGAAUGGGUGGAAUGGGCGGCAUGGGCGGCACGGGGGGCAUGGGCGGCACGGGGGCAAUGGUUGGGAGGAGGCAAGGCGUUGAGGAGGCGAGGGAAGGCCAAUUGGAUGGGUGGAAGCAAGGGGAUGGGGGGAGCAGCGGCAGGGAGAGCGGCGGCAUUGAGAUUGCGGCAGGGGUGGAUGAAGAAGAGGCGCCCUCAAGGCGUGCAGGGGGGGCGGAGGACGAGUGGGGUGCUGCGGCGAGGGUGGGCGGGCAGCGAGCACUACUGGCGGUGGGCGGGGUGGGAUGGCGCAAGAAGCUGCGGGAUCAGAUGGGGCGACUGGCACGCAUGGACGCUGAGAUGGCGGAGAAGAAGAGGGAGUUAAGGCGAAUCACCACAGCCAGGCAGCGUCUCAACAAGCAGAUCGCGUCUCCUUCCAUCAACUGGGCCACUCGCCUCAUGCCCAAAUCGGCGGUGGAGAGGGCAAGGGCAGUGGUGGCGUCAUGCACGGGCACGGGCAUGCUGCUCUCGCACCCCACACACGUGUGGAAGGCGUAUGCGUGUGAGGGCAGUGAGGAGGAGCUGAUGCAGUACCUGGACUACAAGCCGCGCCACAUGUGUCCUGACGACUGGCUGGACACACAGGCGCUGCUCUUCCACCGCCACUGCUUCGCCCUGCCCAUGCGCCGCUGCCUCUCCCGCACGCCCGCCACCCACGUCGAGCCCAUGCCAUUCCCGCAAUCACUCUUCUCGCAGCUGGCCCUGCAGGACACGGCGCUGCGGUGGCAGCACCACGCGUGCAAGUCGUUCCACUGCCUCAACAGCAACAGCAACAGCAACAGCAACAGCAUGGCGGGCAGCGAGUGCGCGCAGUGUUUCAACAUGAGCGUGCAGAGCAGGCGCUGGCAGUCGCGCUUCCGAGGGGCGCUCUCCGUGCAGGACGUGGUGCGGUGGAAGCAGGGCGCUCUUAGGGUCGGGCUGGACGUGGGAGGUGGCACGGGCAGCUGGGCAGCACACAUGGCACGGUACAACGUGACGGUACUGACCACGGCUAUUAAUGCGGAGGCACAGGGCACGGGGCGGGCGUCAAUGCAGGCGCAGGGCACCCCAUACAUGGAGACCAUUGCACUCAGGGGACUCAUUCCCCUGCACGUUCCACACUCGCAACGGCUACCACUGUUCGACAACACACUCGACGUCAUCCACUGUGGCACCACCUGCAUGCACCGCCUGCCUCUCCCUCUCCUCCCCUGGGAGCACAUGCUCUUCGAGUGGGACCGCGUGCUGCGAGUGGGCGGCGUGCUCUGGCUCGACUCUCUGCUGCUCCCCCUGCGCGACUUGCCGCUGUAUGUGGCGCUGGUGGAUGGGCUGGGGUACAAGCGGCUGCACUGGCACAUGCUGCCCAGGGGUGGCGUGGGGGAGGAGAGUGAGGGCGGUGUGCAUGUGCAGGUGAACGCUCUGCUGGAGAAGCCUGUGAGAGUGGACCCGAAGAAGGGGUGGCUCAUGCGCUGA
Messenger RNA from Closterium sp. Naga37s-1, 2685 nucleotides. The record is from the annotation of a GenBank genome assembly. Lineage: Eukaryota; Viridiplantae; Streptophyta; Zygnematophyceae; Desmidiales; Closteriaceae.